This is a messenger RNA of Orbicella faveolata, 461 nucleotides long. Its product is annotated as small ribosomal subunit protein uS4. Gene Ontology annotation, biological process: translation; ribosomal small subunit biogenesis. Gene Ontology annotation, cellular component: cytosolic small ribosomal subunit. Gene Ontology annotation, molecular function: structural constituent of ribosome; rRNA binding. NCBI's taxonomy places the organism in Eukaryota, Metazoa, Cnidaria, Anthozoa, Scleractinia, Merulinidae. The record is from RefSeq and is a predicted model, not a curated record.
UUCCGUUCCUUUUCAUCGCCAUUUUCUCUUCAGCAAGAUGCCGAAGAUUGUGUGUAGUAAAACCUACACGACUCCAAGGCGUCCCUUCGAGAAAGAGCGCCUGAAUCAAGAGUUAAAGAUUAUUGGAGAGUAUGGACUUCGUAACAAACGCGAAGUGUGGCGUGUGAAGUACACCCUGGCGAAGAUUCGUAAGGCUGCCCGUGAGCUUCUGACAUUGGAGGAGAAAGACCAGCGAAGGUUGUUCGAAGGCAAUGCCCUUUUGCGUCGUCUUGUGCGUAUUGGCGUGCUCGACGAGAGUCGAAUGAAGCUCGAUUACGUGUUGGGUCUGCGUAUUGAAGAUUUCUUGGAGAGGCGCCUUCAAACGCAAGUGUUUAAGCUUGGUUUAGCUAAGAGUAUUCACCACGCUCGUGUUCUGAUCAGGCAAAGACAUAUUCGGUAAGUCUUAUCAGACCAAACUGAUG